Molecule: messenger RNA, 579 nt
Organism: Fusarium keratoplasticum
Lineage: Eukaryota; Fungi; Ascomycota; Sordariomycetes; Hypocreales; Nectriaceae
Product: Actin-related protein 2/3 complex subunit 3
Exons: 3
Coding region: 1-579 (192 amino acids)
Biological process (GO): regulation of actin filament polymerization; Arp2/3 complex-mediated actin nucleation
Cellular component (GO): Arp2/3 protein complex; cytoskeleton
Molecular function (GO): actin filament binding
Source: RefSeq, a predicted model, not a curated record
AUGCCCGCAUACAACUCCGUCUUCAACUCCGACCCCAACGUCCCCCGCCUAAUCGGCAACUUCCCCCUCCUUCCACUCCGCACCAAGACCCGCGGUCCUGCCUACACCCUCCCGAUUCCCUCGCCGCCUCUCCCGGCCAACGAGUCGCCCGACCCGGACAGCGAGAGCUACGAUAUCCUCGACGAGGUCAUCGCCCUCUUCCGAGCAAACACCUUUUUCCGUAACUUUGAGAUCCAGGGUCCCGCCGACCGCCUGCUCGUCUAUGGCAUCUGGUUCAUUAGCGACUGCCUGACCAAGAUCCGACCUCAGGCAUCUCUGCGUGAUGCCCAGAAGGAUGUUAUGAACUUGGCUCUCGACCUUAACUUUGCCAUUCCCGGUGACCCCGGAUGGCCCCUUAACCAGAUGUACGAGCCGCCUCGGGAUAGGCAAGAGGCCGAGCAGCUGAAGCAGUACCUGUCGCAGGUCCGACAGGAGCUGGCCGUCCGGUUACUCGCCAGGGUAUACGAUGAGGACGAGACCAAGCCCAGCAAGUGGUGGUUGAGCUUCACCAAGAGAAAGUUCAUGGGCAAGUCUCUGUAG